CGUUUUGAAUCUCGAAUUAGUCCUGGCAUGUCAAUUCCAAUGACGACUGUAGGAAAUGGUAACAUGACACCUGUUUUGGUUAAUUCACGCCCUGAUGACAUACGGAAGCGUAUUAUUGGAGCUGACACUCAGCAACCACAGGAUUUUUCAAAAUGCGGAAGUGUUUUAAUUGGACUGUCGUGGGCUCUCGUUAUUCUUACGAUGCCAUUUUCACUUUUUAUUUGUUUCAAGGUCGUACAAGAAUAUGAACGAGCGGUUAUAUUUAGACUAGGAAGAUUAUUAUCUGGUGGCGCUAAAGGCCCUGGUAUUUUUUUUAUACUUCCCUGUAUCGAUUGUUAUGCACGGGUUGAUUUGCGUACUCGUACAUAUGACAUCCCGCCACAAGAAGUGCUAACAAAAGACAGCGUGACAGUGUCAGUUGAUGCCGUAGUUUACUACCGAGUUAAUAAUGCAACAAUAUCGAUUGCAAAUGUUGAAAAUGCUCAUCACAGUACACGUUUGCUUGCACAAACAACAUUGCGUAAUACUAUGGGCACGAGGCCGUUGCACGAAAUAUUGAGUGAACGCGAAACAAUUUCCACAAACAUGCAGGCUUCGCUGGAUGAAGCUACAGACACCUGGGGAAUCAAAGUCGAACGGGUUGAAAUCAAAGACGUCCGUCUGCCAGUUCAAUUGCAACGUGCGAUGGCUGCAGAAGCUGAAGCCGCACGUGAAGCACGUGCAAAGGUUAUUGCUGCAGAGGGCGAACAGAAGGCGAGCAGAGCAUUGAGAGAAGCAUCUGAAGUUAUCGGUGACUCUCCCGCAGCAUUGCAACUUCGUUACCUUCAGACAUUGAACACAAUAUCAGCCGAGAAAAACUCCACCAUCGUCUUUCCACUUCCCAUCGACAUGCUGACAUAUUUCAUGAAGAACGCAGCUAAUAAUAAUUAA
This is a messenger RNA of Microplitis demolitor, 930 nucleotides long. RefSeq names its product band 7 protein AGAP004871. The coding region runs from base 28 to 930 and encodes 300 amino acids. Gene Ontology annotation, cellular component: plasma membrane. Lineage: Eukaryota; Metazoa; Arthropoda; Insecta; Hymenoptera; Braconidae. The record is from RefSeq and is a predicted model, not a curated record. The transcript has 9 exons.